This is a messenger RNA of Thamnophis sirtalis, 1219 nucleotides long. The record is from RefSeq and is a predicted model, not a curated record. NCBI's taxonomy places the organism in Eukaryota, Metazoa, Chordata, Lepidosauria, Squamata, Natricidae.
AGAUCAUUUACAAGCUGCUGGGCAUUUGUGUAUCUUGAAGGACACCUCUGAUUAUGAAUCCCCGUUGGCAAUUUCAAAACUUAUCUCUUCAGAGAAGUUGGAGGCAGCUCUGGGUAUCCAUCUUUUUAAAGCUGGAAGGCUUCUUCAAGGAAGUCCCGUUCCUUUUGGAAUUAUCUUUGGAGGCACGGAUGUUAAUGAAGAUCCCAAAAGUGAGGAGAAGUUCCAAAUUAUGGAAAAGGUGUUGGAUGAAGCCAGGUUUGCUGUGUCCUUCACCGAAGCCAUGAAAGAAGCAGCUGCAACGUAUUGGGUAGGGAUCGUGAGCCUUCCAAAUAGGCAGCAUAACUGGGCUGAAUUUCUGCAGAGGGCAGGUAAGAAUGCAUACAAGCGUGAAAUGUCCCAGAAUUUUUAUACCUCAGUUAUCUGCGAGGCCUCCGUUCUACCAGAUGUGAGCCCUGUCUUUUCUGUGUUACAGGCAAUGGAUUUAAAUGUCCUCGUGCUGGCAAGGGAUAUUCCAGGAAACGCUGCCGUAAUUGCACACCAAACAACUGGAUUAUUAUAUACGACCCCAAAGGAAUUUGUCCAGCUGGCCAAAACUUUGAUGAAAGACCCAGUUUUGUACAGAGAGAUUGUAAGAAAGGCCCAUGAAUAUGUCCUGAAAUACCAUUCAUGGGAGAAAGAAAGGAAGGUCUAUCAGAACCUUGUUUUGAGACUUCAUGAAUGUUCUUGUACCAAUCAACCAUGAGUGGUCAACCAGGUUUUUUUCAAUCUUAAUGCUCUGAUUUGUCUUCAUUAAUGUUAUUACCGUUGGGAUUUUGUAGGGUUUUGUACCAGUAGUAGACUUCUACAGCCUGGCAGCCCUCCAGGAGCAUAGGAUUUAUGUUCCCAUAAUCCCCUACCAGUCAUUACCAAAGGACUAUAGGAACUGAACUCAAACACAUUACAGAACCCCAAGAUGAAAAAAGAAAUCCUAAAUAUGCAAUCAAUCUACCAUUUAUUGUUGACUGGAAACAGAUUUUUAUAGAUUUUUUUGCAUGAAGCAUAAGAAAUUGAAUUUAUGAUUUGUGGUUGGGAUGAUCAGAAGGAAUAGAUUAUAGUUAUGCUGUAGCUCGUAGAGCAAUGUGUAAAUUUAGAAUUGUUUUUAUAACUGAUGUAAUAAAGAAAAUUGGAAAUUAUUUCUAUAUAUUUUUGUUCUCUUUGCUUUUCCACUUUUGUUUCUUUG